CGUCGAGCCGUGCCAAUUCUGCAAAAUCCGCAACUCGUCGGCAGCUGCAGGGUCGUGAGCUGUCCAGUCCAUGAAGGCACUCACUGUGGACGGAAACACGCAGGAGCGAAGGGAAGAUGAAGCAGAAUACACGCUCAUGUCGUCGCCAAUGAAAUCCCGGUGGAAGAAAGGCAUGCUCUCCGCAGAAGAUCAAGUCGCGACUAAUGGCGACGACGACCUAGAGCCUUACCGGUUUGUGUACUUGAACAACCCGAUCGAGAACGCCAAGCUCCGCUACAUCGGGAACACCAUCAUAACGUCCCGGUACACGAUGUUUUCGUUUUUGCCGAAGGUCCUUUUGUACCAGUUCAGCAAGUUGGCGAAUGCGUACUUCCUCAUCAUCUCAAUCAUGCAAUGCAUCAAGCGUAUCUCGACCACGGAUGGGUUUCCCGCGUCAUUACCAGCAUUGAGUAUCAUCGUCCUCAUCGACAUGAUCUUUAUUGCGAUGGAAGAUUUCCGACGACACAAGUCCGACAAUCUCACUAACGACAUCCCCGUUCAUCGCUUCGACUCCGAGAAGAUGGUGUUUGAGCAGCGGCCAUCGCGCUCGUUGGUAGUUGGCGACAUGAUCAAGAUCUUCAACCGCGAAGUCAUUCCUGCCGACUGUGUAAUCUUGGGAGCAUUUGAGCAAAACCCAGACCAACCGAGUGGAAUUUGCUACGUCGAAACAAAGAGCUUGGACGGCGAAACCAAUUUAAAGCUGCGACAGGGUGUCGAGUGCGUGUACACGAAGAUUCGGUCGGACGCGGACCUUGCCCGAUUGCAGGGGCAUGUGGAAUGCGAGGCCCCCAACAACUCAAUUCACCGUUUUAAUGGCACCUUCAACCUCACAAAUUCCAGGACGCAGGAAUGCAUUACAGCCAACUCGAUGUUGCUACGAGGAUGUACCCUUCGCAAUACCGAAUACGUGUACGGGCUCGUCGUCAACACUGGCCGCGACACCAAGAUCAUGAUGGCAUCUCUGAACAAGGACACAGUCAAGUGGAGCAACAUGGAGUUGCGACUGAACAAGCAAAUUAUGUACAUCGUUGCGUUGAUGGUGAUUCUGUGCGUAACAGGAGCGUCCCUUGGAACCAAGUGGAACUUGACGAAUCUGUCGCUCAAACCCCACGAGAAGGCAUGGUACCUAUAUCGAUCGCCGAGGGACCGCAUGUUGACGUCUCCGACCGAGAACUUUGUCAUGUUGUGUCUGUACUACUUUUUGCUCCUCAAUUCGUUCAUCCCGGUGUCGCUCUACGUCAGUAUGACGAGUGUCAAGUUUAUUCAAGCGUACUUUAUGAACGCCGACGUGAAAAUGUACCACGCAGAGAGCAACACGCCGUGCCAAGUGCGAACGAUGUCUCUGAACGAAGAACUCGGCCAGAUCAACUACGUCUUUAGUGACAAAACUGGAACGCUUACGUGCAAUGUGAUGGAGUUUCGUAAGUGCUCGAUUCAAGGAGUUGCGUAUGGCUUGGGCGACACAGAAGUCGGAGUCGCGGCCAAAUUGCGCCAGAACAUCCACCACCAGGCCACGCAUUUGUCCCAGACCCGGCCCGUGGUUGCUCCGUUUGUCAAUUUUCAAGACGACUCGAUUUUUGAAUCGACGUCUCCGUCGUUGCCACUCUUUUGGGAACACUUGGCGGUAUGCCAUACCGUGAUGCCUGAAUGUGCAAGCGAUGGGUCGCUGCGCUUGUCGGCAUCAUCGCCAGAUGAACAAGCCCUUGUCGCGGCGGCUGCUAGUUUCGGAUAUUCGUUUUAUGCCCGGACGCCUGGCGAAGCCCUCGUGAAAACCCCGUUUGCAAACGCAUCGUACAAGAUCUUGGACGUGCUGGAAUUCAACAGCACCCGAAAACGCAUGUCUGUUGUGGUCGAAAAGCCGGACGGCGCGCUCGCGUUGCUUUGCAAGGGCGCGGAUACCGUCAUUUACGAGCGGUUGGCGCAAACGACGGACCCAGCAACGUUGAAAGUGCGCAACACGACCUUGGAACACAUGGAAACGUUUGCGUCGGAGGGAUUGCGUACGCUUGUCAUUGCGCACACGGCUGUGGAUCGAUCCAAGUACACGAAAUGGUCGGCCGAGUACAAGAAAGCGUCCAACAACAUGGCGGAAAUUGAAAAGCGCCGCAACGGCGAACCGAAUCAAAUCGACACGUUGAUGGAAGCGUUGGAAACGAAUCUCGAAGUGCUCGGAGCGACCGCAAUCGAAGACAAGCUGCAGGCUGGUGUGCCGGACGCCAUUGCCAAGCUGCGCGAUGCCUCGAUCAAGGUGUGGAUGCUGACGGGGGACAAAGAAGAAACCGCGAUCAACAUCGGAUUUGCCUGCCAGCUUCUGCAUUUGGACAUGGAUUUGAUCGUGAUAUCCGGCAACAACCACAGCGACAUUGACGAGAUCGUUGCGUCAUUGGAGAAGUACCAGGACAUCCCGACCAUGGAGUUACACGACAAACCGCCUCGCGACAAGGCGCUCGUGGUCGACGGCGAAACCCUCGAACUCGCUUUGCUCCACUGCCCGUCCUUGUUGCUGAAUGUUGCAGAGCAAUGCGCCGCUGUGAUCGCGUGCCGAGUGUCCCCUGCGCAAAAAGCAGAAAUGGUGACACUCGUCAAGGACAACGUGAAGGGGUCGAUCACCCUUGCCAUCGGCGACGGAGCGAACGACGUGUCCAUGAUCCAGGCGGCUCAUGUCGGCAUCGGUAUCUCUGGGCAAGAAGGGAUGCAAGCGGCCAACUCGAGCGACUACUCGAUCGCCCAGUUUAGGUAUUUGAUCCGGCUGCUGUUUGUGCAUGGCCGGUGGAACUAUGUGCGAAUGUCGACGCUAAUCCUGUACACGUUUUACAAGAACGUCAUGAUGAACAUGACCCAGUACGCAUUCAUGGCGUUCUCUGCGUUCUCGGGGCAAAAGUUUUUCCUCGAGUGGGGGCUACAGGGAUUCAACUUGAUCUUCACGGCGCUGCCAAUCGUGCUCGUGGGUGCGCUAGAUCAAGACGUCCCCGACUACCUCUGCGAAGCGUUCCCGAAACUCUACAGCGUCGGCCAGCUCAAUCGAAAGUUCAACGGGAUCGUGGUCGCCCGAUGGAUCAUGUCGUGCGUAUGGGAGUCAGGCGUCAUUUGUCUCUUUACCAUCUACGGCCUCAAACUCGACAACACGUCGGUCCCCAUGUGGACGUUCGGGUCGUGUGCGUUCACGUGCGUGAUUUUCGUCGUCAACUUGAAGCUCAUGCUGAACCAGCACCUGCACACGGCAUGGCACAUUGUUGUGUACGUUGUCUCGAUCGGGCUGUGGUGGGUCAUGGCGCAUGUUGUGUCUUCUUCCACGUUCAGCUUCUUCUGGCGCAACGCCUUCUCGCUCAUCAAGGGCCAUGGGUUCUGGACGCUCCUGCCCCUCGUCCUUGUCACGGCUCUCGCCCGGGACGUGUACUGGAAGGGAUUUCUGCGCAACUUUUACCCGUCGUAUACAAACCUGGCGCAAGAAGUGCACUGCUUCAAGUGGCAAGACCGCGCGUCGUAUUUGCUGCAGUACCCACCCCCUGAGGACUUCGCCACGGACGUUGAAAGUCCCCAAGUUGUUGCGGGUCCCAAGGCUGCGUCGUUUUCCCAUCAACACAGUGGCCCGUUCUCGCCUCGGGACACGUCCCUCCACCAUCGCAUGAGUGUCCGCGGCGUUGCCUUCAGUUACGAUGCGGAGACCGUCAUGGCGCAGUCGUUCCUUGCAACGCAGCACCCUGAAGUUCCGCCUGGUCCGGGGGUCCAAGUGAGUUUAAAGCGCCAUGCCAGCAUCGGGUCCCUGGCGUUUCAACAAGAUCACCAUCCUGGAGUGCCACUCCAGCCGUCGCAUGCUUCGGCGGGAGCAUCGUCAAGACACACGUCGAGUGUGAGCAUUCGCAACCUCUUAAGCCAGUGGGGAACCGGCAGCGUUGGCGCUGGUCAAGGCAACCGUCCAAGUGUUCGAAACAACCGAUUGCGGCGAGCUGCGAGCAUGGGCGAAGGGUGCUCGGAGGAAGUUCAUCCAGUGAUCGGUGACGAGCGGCAGAGCGACCUCACGCACUUUGUGCGCCGGAGACUGAACUCGGUGGAACGCCGGCCGAGUACGCACGUCGCGUCCAUUCGGCGUCGGUCGACCACCAUGUUGUAGCGUCGGGCAAGCUAAUGGCAUAGUGUUUACAUUCGAAUUACUUAUCGGCGUGGAUAUCUAAAGACAGUUGAUAUACUUUCUGGGCACGUCGAGCUCGCAGCAACGACACGGUGCUCCCGACGAAUGCGACGAGAUACAGGAAUGCAGCGAGGAAGAUGUUGGCUGCAAGGGAUGACUUGGCGUGGCCUUCCUUCGGUUUGACGCGAAUGUAAAUCGAGUUGGACGCGACAGUCGACCCCAAGAAGAGCAGGAAGAAGAAGCCAAAUAUACUGAUGAUCGCACAGAUAAUCGCACAUGGAUGGGGCGUUGGUCCUUUGGACGAAUUCGACGACACCAAGUCUUCCCAGCCUUUCAGCUCGUCCGUGUCCAAGCUUGUGUCGCUGCAUGGAGACGAGUCCUGUGACAGGUGGUUGAGUUGAGCAUACCCAAGCCGUGUCCGCGCAGUGUGGACUGCGUCCGGGAUGUCAAACUCUUUUACAGCUUCCUUGAGUUUCAUCAUAUCCGGGCGUUGAGGUCUGGGCUGAGUCAACGCGUUUUCCGGCAGCGUAUCGAGGGGUAGUUCCAGCCGUCGUCCACACGGUUGAUCGCUUAUCCUGGCUGGCUGGGGCAAAUCUUCCUCUCGAGGAAGCGUAACUUCGAUGAAACUUGCGCGGCGCCGAGCAAACCGUCGAAAAUGGAGAAUUCACG
Messenger RNA from Aphanomyces invadans, 4837 nucleotides. RefSeq lists its product as hypothetical. The record is from RefSeq and is a predicted model, not a curated record. Gene Ontology annotation, biological process: phospholipid translocation. The coding region runs from base 71 to 4150 and encodes 1359 amino acids. Gene Ontology annotation, molecular function: ATPase-coupled intramembrane lipid carrier activity; ATP hydrolysis activity; magnesium ion binding. NCBI's taxonomy places the organism in Eukaryota, Oomycota, Saprolegniomycetes, Saprolegniales, Verrucalvaceae. Gene Ontology annotation, cellular component: plasma membrane. The transcript is spliced from 7 exons.